GGUGUUUGCAGGGGGCCAGAUUCUGCACUGGCAGAUUACUGAUAAUUGUCUCCUGACGUGCGUUGGUCGAAGGACACGAGAGUGAUUUUGAUGGGACGACCAAGCACUCCACCAGAUGCUGACCUCGGCGCCCCCAGGCCAGGCCAGGGGACAUGUUUACACAGCAAGACUUUGUAAAACAAAACUUUGUGCAAUGUCAAACAUCACCGUUCCCUUCCAAACAAACAUCCUCUUCACGUUGCGGGUAGUACGUAUUCCAAGUAUGUGCCGGCUAGGCCCGCAUCCGAGCUCGAGUUCCCCGUCGCUGGCUUGUCUCCAGCACCCCGGAAUGCCGAUCAGCGGUGUGCCGUUGUGGCCCGAGCUGUGCCGUGGUGGGGUGGGGGGAAGGAGGAACGACUGUGGGGCCUUAGGCUUGACAAUAGAAAUCCCGCCGGUCCCCCCUGCCUACGCCUUAAUACGCGCUGAUGUCAGUCUGACUGAUGUGGUCCCUUUAACUCCACACAUCAUCCUCGGAAUCCCUCUAUCGAUAUCGUCGCUAUCCAUCGGCGCCGACAGCGAGGCAUGCGACACAGUCGGACAUACUGUACUGUCUGACUCUGAGCAGCGGCGCUUUCUUUCCCUCUCGCCUCGGGCCUGCUUCCGCUGCAGCCCUCCCCCUCCCCAAAGCAUAUGCACUUUGCCAACCCAUAGCAGCGUGCUAUUCUUGGACUUGGCGAACCCGUUUGAUCCAGUGCCUGAUUCAGCGCGGCGAGUUUGCUCUGCUGCUGUAUUGAGCUCCAGCUGCCAAACACCCACGUCACCACUAACGACGUUUCGAAACACUCGAAAACACAAAUUACCUCAUCUACCAUUCGCGGGCACGAAGACGACAACGUACCCGCCUGCCCACCCGCCGCCACCGUAGCAAUUAGUAUUUGUCUUAUCCUCAGGUCCACCCCCGGCUCCAGCUACUCCCUCCCUGGAACUUCUUCGGCAGCGUCACCCGUAACGGCGGACAUUUCCGCCAACAAAGGAGAAUUGACCGCCCUCAUCAUCAGUGAUACGCUGAUCUUUUUUACUUUUAAAUCCGCCAUCCUCCGAGUGGCCCGCCAUUCCAGAACA
This is a messenger RNA of Lasiosphaeria miniovina, 1101 nucleotides long. RefSeq lists its product as uncharacterized. The record is from RefSeq and is a predicted model, not a curated record. The transcript is spliced from 2 exons. The coding region runs from base 116 to 904 and encodes 262 amino acids. Lineage: Eukaryota; Fungi; Ascomycota; Sordariomycetes; Sordariales; Lasiosphaeriaceae.